Messenger RNA from Neltuma alba, 1325 nucleotides. RefSeq lists its product as uncharacterized. The annotation marks the transcript as partial. The transcript has 3 exons. The record is from RefSeq and is a predicted model, not a curated record. NCBI's taxonomy places the organism in Eukaryota, Viridiplantae, Streptophyta, Magnoliopsida, Fabales, Fabaceae.
CGUGUGGCACGUGUUGUGGCGGAGACUGUUGCUCUGAAUCAUUCUGAUGUAAGAUGGUAUGUCUUUGGAGAUGAUGACACAGUUUUCUUUCCAGAGAAUUUGUUGAAGAUCCUCUCCAAAUAUGAUCACGAACUUUGGUACUAUAUCGGCGCGCACUCAGAGAGCUACGAGCAAAACCGAUUCUUUGGCUUUGGAAUGGCUUUUGGUGGAGCAGGUUUCGCCAUAAGUUCCUCCCUAGCAAAGGUUUUAGCUAAAGUUUUUGAUUCAUGCAUAGAAAGGUAUCCUCAUCUAUAUGGAAGUGAUGGCAGGGUGUACUCUUGCUUGACAGAACUCGGCGUUGGAUUAACCCACGAACCCGGUUUUCACCAGUUUGAUAUGCACGGAAAUAUGUUUGGUCUAUUGGCUGCACACCCUGUGACACCCUUGUUAUCCCUCCAUCACCUGGACUAUACAGAUCCUGUCUUUCCCAACAUGACGAAAACACAAGCCUUAGGACGUUUAUUUGAGGCUGCUAAUGUGGAUUCUCAGAGGAUCAUGCAACAAACAGUUUGUUAUGACAGGUGGUUUUCAUGGACAAUCUCGGUGUCAUGGGGCUAUGCUGUUCAGGUGUUCCCAAACCAUAUGUUCUUGCCUGAUGCUCUGAGCGUGCAACAAACAUUCAGGCAGUGGAAGAAGGGAAGUGCAUUUGCAGGAGCAUUCACUUUUAACAAAAAAGACCCUCACCCCGACCCAUGCAAAAGACCCACCAUUUUUUACCUGGACAGUUUGUCUUCAGGCCAGGAUGUGAUCACAAGUAAUUACACUAGACAUUAUCAAAACUGUUCAUAUGAUUCUGCUUCGCCGAGGAAAAUGAAAACGAUCAAAGUGGUUACAAAUAAGCUAGACCUCAACAUAAAACAGUUGCAGGCUCCGAGAAGGCAGUGCUGUGAUGUGUUGCCCUCUACAGCUCGUGACUCCAUGGAAAUUGCAAUUAGAGAAUGCAAAGAGGACGAAUUGAUUUACAUGCAUCGAUAGAAGUACAAUAUCAAGCGUUGUUUGAGGCAAACAAGAAAAAAGAAAUAGUUGAAGGAAAUGUACAAGGGAAUGCCCACAUAUGCUUGUAGAGUCUCAUCAUUAGUCCAGAAUUCCCAUAGAUGCUUGUAGAGAUUUACCAGCCUAGUCGACUUCAGAUAAACUAAUAGCACACCAGGCAAUAUACUGAGGCUGCUAGGAUGGAAACGCAAGGGGAAAAGUUGUAUUUUGAAGGUUAAUUGACAUUCUUUUUGGUCAAGUUAUUGACUAAUAAAUUCAAUAAUGGAUUUCUAGUCUGCUUCCUUCAGCUAAAA